Molecule: messenger RNA, 4111 nt
Organism: Anguilla rostrata (American eel)
Lineage: Eukaryota; Metazoa; Chordata; Actinopteri; Anguilliformes; Anguillidae
Exons: 9
Coding region: 109-1623 (504 amino acids)
Biological process (GO): immune response; cell surface receptor signaling pathway; positive regulation of T cell proliferation
Cellular component (GO): external side of plasma membrane
Source: RefSeq, a predicted model, not a curated record
GUCCACAAAAAGGAAGUAGCUUAUACUGUUUUGAUAGAAGCACAUUGGAAGUUGCUGAAUGCCCGCACAUGAGAGAACUGACAGCGGAGAAGUUCUUCUCCAGGUGAAAUGGAAAGAGCCCUGUUUCUGAUUUUGCAAGUUGUAUUGUGGGCAAGAGUCUCAGCCCUAUUCACUGUGCAGGUGACCCGUCCCUCCCAGCAGGCUGAGUUUGGUGGCAAUGUUACGAUGGAGUGCACGUUCCCACCAGGAGACACUGAGCAGAGCCUGUCUGUGUUCUGGAGCCGUGUCCACCCUCAGCCUACCGUGGAGGUGUACAGGCUGCAGAAUGGGCUGGAGGACCUGAGGGUCCCGGACCCCCAGUACAGGAGUCGUGUGCGGCUGAUGAAGGAGGAGCUUAAGGAUGGACGGGCUGUGCUGCAGAUCUCCAAUCUGAGGAUAACCGAUUCCGGAACUUACCAAUGUUUGAUGGAGAUGGGGGGAGCCGACUAUAAACAGACUGCUCUUACAGUAAGAGCUCCCUACAAAUCGAUCAAUAAAAGCAUCAAGAUGAAUGAAAGAGGGGUGGAGCUCUCCUGUGAGUCCCAGGGCUAUCCACUGGCCAGUGUUGUCUGGACAGACUUGUCAGGCUGGAACAUAACCAAGGAAUCUAACAUCACAGUGGCCACAACCGUCAACGAUCUGUUCCACAUAACCAGCACAAUAACUGUCAAAAGCUCCAACAACACCUACACGUGUACCUUUGUGGGGGAAGGGCUUAUGGACCGAUCCGUUCUAUUCCAUAUUCCAGAUGAAAUACCUAAUAAGAUGACGGCGAUAAGCUCUAAGUUCCCCUUGAUGCUUAUAUUGAUUCUUGGGAUCAUCACAGUAUGUGCAGGUGUUGUGGCAUACUUCAGGUGUAAAGGUUUUAAGCAGCACAUCAUGUCUAGGACCAGAGACUGCCUACUCCCUGUGGAUUACACUGCCGCAUAUCUUCCCCCGGACACCACCAUUGAAAUCCAGACCCAUGUUGAAGAAAAAAGAGUGGAGAACCUGAGGGCGGUUCUGAGAAGCAGAUACGUGGGUCUCACAUCAGACCCGGAGGCGUCAGAGCAACGCGUUCGCUUCUGUAGCAAGGUGUUACCACAGCACCUCUGCAGCAGGGAUGGCUUGCCUUUGGAGGUCACUGCCCUGUUGCCUGAUGUUGGGGAAUCUCUUCUGCUGGAGGGGGAGACUAAGAGUGGGAAAACCAGUGUGGCUCUCGCCCUGGCCUCUAGCUGGGCCCAAAAUUCUGAGUGGGACCCAUUCGGCGUCAAGCGCUGUCAGCUGGUUGUCAUGGUGACCUGCGAGGGAACGACGGGUGACCUGUUCCAGGAAGUGAUUUCACAGCUGGGACUGGAUGGAGAGCUCACUGUGUCCGCCCUGCAGGAAAUUCUGAGCGGGCCGGUGGAAGCACUGAUUGUCCUGGAUGGUUACAGAUUUGGGAACAGGGACCUGGAUGAGUCACUCAGAGAAUUCCUGAGGAGGCAGCACGCCUGCAGGGUAUUGGUGACGGCACUGCCGGGACAUUGCGCCGACCUGUGGGAGUUUUUCGGGACAGUGCUGGUGCUUACUAGAGAGGGUGCAGAAUGCCACGAAUACUGCUGACAUCAAACAGGUGAGGGAGACAAUGGACAAUCUCAAAAUUCACAAUCUCACGGCCCACAGCUACUGCUCAAAAGCCUGUAUGUGAAUGGUCUAAGUGAAAGAAAAGUCAAAUCUUUCUCUUUUUUUGUCUAUACCAUGCUUCUUUAGAGUGGUGGAAGUUAAUGCCUACAGGAAGCAUAUGGGAGGUUAUUUUAGAUUUAUGAAAUGAUAUCUGCCAUUUCAGUCAUACUGCUGUCACACCACUAGUAUUCCAGAGCUUCAAAUGUUUUAUUGUUUUGGCUGCUGGUUGGCCAAAGCAUUGUUUUUGUGUACUGGUCAUGGCCUCAUGUUCUAGCAAAUCCUGAGCAGGCCAGAACCAACAGUGACCUGCAGCACUAGAUGGCAUUGGCUGGCUGUGGUGUCAGCCUGGGAGGGAGGGCUGCAGUUGGUAAAGAUGUUGUCCCUAUUUCAUUGCACAAGUGCAGCUCUUCUGGUUGAACAGUCUGCCUGUACCAGCUGAUGCAGUGACUGCCACUUUGCUGGUGGAAUGCAGAGAGAAAAGAAGUGACAACUGGUAACAAGUACCUCAGAGGAGAAUUUGUGCUUGGCUUUACUGUUCCAAAUUAAGGGAUAGGUUUAAAGAAUAGUUUUGGAAUGUAGUGUUGACUUGAGGUGUUGAGGUACUGUAUGUCCAACUAAACUUGGCUCCUGCUCUUGUGUUCGGGGGUAGUUGAAUGAUGAUACUGCCAAAGGGAUAGGCUUAUGAAGGCUGGUCCCUUCAUUAUGAAAAACUACUUCCAACACUGAAACACGUGUCUGCUGAUCACUUUGUACACACACACACACACACACACACACACACACACACGCACAAAGACACACACGUAUGCACACACACACUCACAUACACACACAAAAAUAUAUGCCUACUGUAUGUGAAACAUUACUUUUUUAUUCACAAAUUACAAAUAAGGAGUGUGGUGUCAUAAACCUAAAAUAUUGUUUUUCCCCAAACACCUGAGAAGGAAUACAAAUGGAAACAGUCACAAAAAUUGUAUUACUAGGUUCAUUACAUGAUAUAGCACCACUUUUUAUAGUACCUGUUUUUUAUAUCUAUACAGCUUGCUGUUUUCAGACUGUUUGUGUUCUUGUCAGACAUGACAUAUACUUAAAUUAAUACAGUCCUACUUUUCUGAAGAUGCUUAAUUGUGUACAUUAUAUUGUCAUUACAUUGUUUAAAAUUAAAGUGAAAUGUGCUUUCUACUUCUGAACGAGACGUGGAAAAGACUGUUACUUGAUGACUUCAUGCAGACAGUUUAUUCAAAUAAGAUUUUAUGACCAAAAAUGACACCACAACACGCUGGGUGUAAAAUUAAAAGAACUGAUUAUAUCUGUAUUGUGAACAUUCAGGCAUACGUUUGGUUGUGUAGCAACUGUGAAUCUGAAAUAUAAUUCACAUCUGGGGCAACAAAAGUAAUGUCAAGGCUGUUAAUAUGGAGGAAAAUGACGUUUCAUUUUCAUUUUGUAGAAUAUUUGUUGUGUAUUGUGAAAACGAGGGUUUUUAAAGAACACAGAAUAUGAAAAGGAGCUAGAUGGGGAGCUUUGGGCUUUGCAGACCCCUCCUUUUGUGACCAAAAAUAGAGUAUGCUGAUAAGUACUCCUUUCAGGAAACUGAAAAUGAACUUGUUUCUACUCAUUCAGUUCCUCUUUCAGAAUUUAAAGUGUGCCAAGGGCAUGACAGGACAAACAUACUGACCAAAAGAUACAGUAGGUGCAUUUCCGAGAAGACCGUUGCUUCAGGCAUGUAUAUUCUAUUGGGGGUGUCUGUACUGGCCUCCUUUGUGGGAACAAAUGGACAAUCAGAUUUCUUUAAGAUGAAGCACAGGAAGAAAAUGGAGCUUUGCAUCUUCCAGAAAAUGUAAUGAAUGUGUGACAUUAAGAGAUUGUUUGCGUGGGGCAUUUCAACCUAAUUUUAUUGUCCUGCCAUGACUGCACAAUUUUACUUUCAGUCUUACGUACUUAGCAGUGGUAUUGUGAAGGGUUUGUCCCAUGGGCAGAAUAGAGAAGUGUCUGUUUCCAGUGAAAUGAAAGAGAAAGAUGAGAGGAUACUGACAGUAAGUCAGAGUCACUGCUUUUAUUUUUACUUUUAAGUUUUACUCAAUUCAGGGUAGAGUCAAUGUCUAUCCUUGUUUGAUGCAACCUUAUUUUUGCAAAUUGGAGUUCCUGAGGAAUAGACAUAAUUAACAAACCAGCCGUGCUGAUGAACACUGGUGAAAAUAUAUUGGGAUGCCAUCCACCAAAUUCUGCCUUGGUGGGCAUGCCCCGUACCCGUGCAGCACAGAGAGUUUGGCACUUUUCAGGGUUUCCUACAGAAAUAACCACAAUGGCAACAGUCUCUCAGCCCUUAACAACAGUCAUUUCUGUACCUUCUGACUGCAUGUGAACAGACAGAAUUCACAAACAAGUUCACAUGUACAAAUAAUAAAGCCCCAAACUUGGGUUAUUUUGA